CCAAUAGACUAAUCGAUCAGUUAGAUUGGUAAAAGAGGCCCUUAGGAUCCAUAUCGCAGCUACUAAUAACAUUUAUGGCUUUUAUCUACUAGACUCAAUAAUGGGCUGCGUUCGAAAACAUCAUCCAUUGCCACUACGUAUCUUUUUAUCUUUAUUUAAUACUCGGUGAAUAAUAAGGAUAAAAUGAUAUAUAUGGGCACUCGGAUGAUGUUUUCAAACGCAGCCGUGAUUGCCGAGCGGUACAAGUUGGCGCGGUAGCCAAUCAUCUUUCGCUGUGCAGAAAAAGUUAAAGUGAUUGGCUAUCGCGUUUGUUUCUUACCGCGCGGCAAAUGUUUCCGCGUUCAGUGAGUAGGAGCAAUUAAAACAAAAGAAUAGAGUGUUGUACAUACACAAGGUGCUUUGGAAGUGAUGCAUGAACGCAUCAUGCAUGAAAUGGAAUGCACUCGUUGUGUAUAAUACAUUUGUUCUAAAUACUACCAGCGGCCACGAUAUUGCGAUCUCUGCAUGUAUGCGGCUAUUUCUGUUGUGCGAAUAUGCGAGUGAACAUGCUGAUUUUAUCAGAACAGCAAAUUCGUUUUCUGUAGGAUUUAGUGCCAGUAUAUUGACAAACAUUUGUUUUUCGACUUACAUCAACUUUGCUUUAGGUAAGUAAUGAAUUCUUGAUGUUUACACGUUUAGAACGAUAUAAAUGUGUAGAACGGCUUGGUCUUCAAAGCAUCUGCGGGUAGUUAAAAGUGAUCUUUACACAACCUUUUCUUUCUUCACAUAAUACAUUCGAAAUAAGAACUAUAAUAUGAUUUUAAUAAAUGUAACAAUCAUAGACAACUAACCUCAAUUAGUUAACUAACCUCAAAUGAUCAAAACAGUUAUUUUAAUAUUAGCUGCGAGCUACUGCGAAUAUGUUGUCUAUGUCAAACGUAUGCAGUUCAAUAAUUAAAUGUUGUCAAUACUUGCAUUGUUGUAAUACUGAAAUGCCUCUGUAUUUUAUUUUUACAUACAGAGUAUAUGUUACAGAUAAUGGACGACCAAAAAUAUAUGGUGUGUGAGUUUCCAAAUGAAGAAAAUAGUAUAGCUAUUGGAUAUUUGAAAUGGUUGGAAGAUAAAUUUACAGUUACUGAAUUAGAUGAUAUAAUUAAACACGAAACGCUAGUGAAAGUUCGAUGGCCAAAAGACUGCGAUAUAGGCCCAACAACAGCAAUGAAAAAAAAAUUAACCAAUUGUCAGUGGGAGGUGGUUGUAACAAAAUUAUGUGCACAUGGAGAAUGGGUCAAAAUGUGCGAAAUUAGAGAUAACUUGGAAAAGUAUGGUAUUAUUGAACUUGAUAAACAUGAUAGGAAACAGUUCACAAGAAAACAAACAACAGAUAUUGACAAAUCAAAAGUAAAAGAAACAAAAAAAAGCGCAGUAUCAAAACAAAAGAAAUGUACUCUAAACGUAAAGAAGGGGAAAAAUCUUUUAAAACAAUAUAAACACAACAAGCAGAAAUACUCGUCACAGAGUGAAUAUGUGGACGAUGAUAAUGAAUGUAAUGAAGAAAACGAUAAAUCUCCCGUUCAUAAACAAUCGAAGUCGCAACUAGCAGAUACAAUCAUUGUGUUACAAGAAGAAAAUAGAAGAUUGCGAAGAGACAAUGAAAGAUUGCGCAGGUUACGGUCUGUCAACGAAGAUUUGCCAAAGAUGGAUAAAAUGAUGAAAGAUCUCAUGACUAACUUGGAAUCUGUAACAUUGACAACCAAAUCUUUCAAUCGUCAGAUAGAUGAAUUGCAACAGAAAGUACAAGCAUCAAGUAACUGCAUCAUUAAACGUAAGCGAAGUAACACUCCUCCUGCAGUAACAUUAGACUCUGAUCCGAUCUGGAUCAACAAGUUGGAUCUACCAAAUAAUAAAUUGAAAUCAUCUGCUACCGAUGCAUCGCCUACAUCGAUAGUUCAAAACAGGGAAUUAGAUCUAAGCGAUAAGUUGAAAUUGUCUGAAAAAUCGGCUACAGAGUUUCGUGAAUCAGCACUAUUACGUGAAUCAACAUCUUUGACAUCCGGACAUAAUCUGGUAUCACAAAAUUUAGAAACAUCGGAAGACUUCCCUGAUACUUUAGAUGUCGCUACAAAAACAGUCAAUGUACAUGAUUUGGAACACGUUCACGAAUCGAACCAUGCAACAGAUAAAAUGAAGUCCUCGGAUGACCAUCAAUCAAAUGCAAUACACAAACAUAAGGACAAUAAGACAGUCAACCUUGGAGGACCAAUACCUUGUAUAGUAAAUAGCACUCGCCUUUCCUUGUGCAAUCACACGUCUGUCUCUAAGUUGAUAUGCGAGAUGAUGUCUUUAUUAUUUACAAAAGAGGAGUUAGCUACCUCUUCGCUUACAGGAACUGUGGCAAAUUUUCAUUGCGAAAAAGGUAUAGCCGCUAAAAAGAAACUCGACACAGUAAAAAUUGAAGCUAUGAAAGCAUACGUUAAGAACAAGUUUCCAUUCGAAAAAGAUUUCGAAAAAAUAUUUCGGAAAGCAGUGCAGCAGAAGUGCAAUAAUGCAGUUCCUCGAAACAGAGGAUUAAUAAUAAAGAAAAGUGCAGCUAUAAUUAAAAAUAUAUUGUAUAUUUCUAUAGAAAUAUAUCGUUCUUAUUGAAAA
Molecule: messenger RNA, 2625 nt
Organism: Solenopsis invicta (red fire ant)
Lineage: Eukaryota; Metazoa; Arthropoda; Insecta; Hymenoptera; Formicidae
Exons: 8
Coding region: 1006-2622 (538 amino acids)
Molecular function (GO): DNA binding
Source: RefSeq, a predicted model, not a curated record